Molecule: messenger RNA, 618 nt
Organism: Blepharisma stoltei
Lineage: Eukaryota; Ciliophora; Heterotrichea; Heterotrichida; Blepharismidae
Source: the annotation of a GenBank genome assembly
AUGGACAAACUCGCUGCAAGAAAAAGCCUUACCUCAAUAAAAACUCCUAAAAAGACAUUUUUCAAAAAUCAACAAAGGCUAGAAAUGAUUAUUUCUGCAUACGCUCCAAGCUCAAUUCAUCUUCCUUCAAUAAGAAAAAGCGAAAGAUCACCCACAAAAAAACGAACUGCUAAACUAACUAUCCAAAAGCCAAAUCUAGUAAAGCUAAUGAAAGAGGAACCUCUGCCACCAUGAAUGCAAGAUAUUGGUAUCCGGACAUUUCCAGACGACAAAUUGUCUAUGCUUCAGUAUGAUCUUUUGAGCCAAAAGCAAAAAUUAACGAUAAAAAACAUGUGUAAUCCCGAUAAAGUAAAAAGCAAAGUAAAAACAGUUUUUCGAGCCUCAGAAAUUGAAGCAAAAGAUAAGAAACUUAAAAAUGUUUUCAGGAGAAUCCGAAAAAUGGACACAAAUAAAUUUGAAAAAGAAAUGCUAAAAUUGAAGUCAGUAAAUUCUGACCCUGAUUUUCACAUAUUUAAUAUUGAAGAUGAUAUUAAUGAAGAAAACGCGCUUUCUGCAAGAAACCAUGAGCAUAAAGAUUUUGAGCCUCAAAACCUUCCUAAUAUUUCGGCAGGUCUAUAG